AUGGGCUUACUAUUAGCCGUGAAUGCGGGUAGCCACCAUGAACCGCGAGUAGUAAUUAUGAGAUAUAAAGGAAAUCCAAAAAGUAAAGAAAUUUUAGGAUUGGUAGGCAAAGGAAUUACUUUUGAUAGCGGUGGUUAUGAUUUAAAGUCUUCUCAGUAUUUACAAUGCAUGAAAUUUGAUAUGUCAGGAGCAGCCGCGGUUUGUGCCUCUGUUUGGUCUUUGGCACAACAAAAAUCCAAAAUAAAUGUAGUAGCGAUUGCUUGCUUAACCGAAAAUGCCAUCGGGGGACACGCUACUCUUACGGAGUCUGUGAUAAAAUCAAUGAAUGGCAAAACAGUGGAAAUCAACAAUACUGAUGCCGAAGGUCGUUUAGUGCUUGCUGAUGGGAUUACUUAUGCUAUUCGUAAAGAAAAAGCCACCAGAAUCCUUACAGUGGCAACCUUGACCGGGGCAGUAGUAGCGGCUUUGGGGGAAAAUUUAACGGGCGUUUUAACCAAUAACCGAAAAUUUUACCGAGAAUUGCGACAAGCUUUUGCUAAAUCGCACGAAAGAUACUGA
Molecule: messenger RNA, 558 nt
Organism: Entrophospora sp. SA101
Lineage: Eukaryota; Fungi; Glomeromycota; Glomeromycetes; Entrophosporales; Entrophosporaceae
Source: the annotation of a GenBank genome assembly